Molecule: messenger RNA, 1622 nt
Organism: Panicum virgatum (switchgrass)
Lineage: Eukaryota; Viridiplantae; Streptophyta; Magnoliopsida; Poales; Poaceae
Product: cytosolic sulfotransferase 10-like
Exons: 2
Coding region: 174-1241 (355 amino acids)
Biological process (GO): sulfation
Cellular component (GO): cytoplasm
Molecular function (GO): sulfotransferase activity
Source: RefSeq, a predicted model, not a curated record
AAGCAUGGGCAGGUUGCGUCACGGAGGAGUAAGCAGCAAGAGCAAGGCUCCCCCGCCCCCGCCUGUAUGUCUCGCGCACGGUGCGGUUGGGUUGGGGGCAUAGCACAGACUUCCUCCCCGCUCUUGUAAUAAUCUUGCUAGAAAUAUAUAUCGUGCUUGCAGCAAUCCCUGCCAUGGCUGCACCUGCUGACACCGGCGCCGCUACAGCAGCAGCAUCAACCCUAGUUCCUCCUCGGCUUGCCACGCCUCACGGCGACCUGGCCGAGAUCCUCCCUUCCCUCCCCCUCGAGACGCGGUGCCUGCCAUCGUUCCAUCUCCGCUGCUACAAGGGUUUUUGGCUGUCCGAGAAAGCCCUCACCGGGUACUUCCCAGCCAUCCACGCCCACUUCGAGCCCAGGCCCGACGACAUCUUUCUAACCAGCUUCCCCAAGUCCGGCACCACGUUGCUCAAGGCCCUCGCCUUCGCGACGUUGAACCGGGCCGCGCACCCGCCAUCCGACGCCGAUCACCCACUCCGCCGGCGCAACCCCCACAGCUGCGUGAGGUUCCUCGGGGCGAGCGGUGCCGACGACACAGAAGAUGAGCCGGCGGCGGCGCUCCGCUCUCCGCUCGUGCUCGCCACCCACUUGCCCUACUCCUUGCUGCCGGACCGCAUCAGGGGAGGCCGAGGGGAGGGGUCGGGGAUCGUGUACAUCUGUCGGAACCCCAAAGAUGUGCUGGUCUCCGGAUGGCUCUUCACCAAGAAAACAUCAGCGAUGUUCGGGCUGGACGUGCAGUCGUACACCCUCCAGGAGGCGUUCGAUCUCUUCUGCGAGGGUCGCUGCAUCAAUGGCCCGCACUGGCAGCACGCCCUCGAGUACUGGGAGGAAAGCUUCAGGAGGCCGGGCAAGGUGCUGUUCCUCAGGUACGAGGAGAUGCUGCGCGAGCCCGCGAGCAGCUUGAGGAAGCUGGCGGAGUUCAUGGGGUGCGCGUUCUCCGAGGAGGAGGAUGGAGGGCUGGUCGAUGCGAUCGUGGAGCUCUGCAGCCUGGGUGAGUUGAAGAGCAUGGAUGUGAACAAGAACGGGAGCAAUCAUCUGGCUGUGAAGAACGAGACCUACUUCCGCAUGGGGGUGAUUGGGGAUUGGAGCAAUCACCUAACACCGGAGAUGGCGGAAAAACUUGAUAAGAUCGUGGGCGACGCGUUGCAGGGGUCUGGACUGGACUUAUCGUCUUAUCGUCACCAACUGUUUCUAACUAGGUGAUCGAUCAGUUGUUUUCACCGUCGUGGAUGAAUAAAGUUUGGAGAUGAUUUUCCAACGAGAUUACCGUGAGUUUGUUUUGAGUGGGAUGGCGUGCUGGAACUGAAAAUGACCCGUGCAAACCGAAAAGACGUAUUGUAUUCUGCAAAGGUUUGGAACAAACUCUUAGCUUGUUCCUUUCAAAAAUAUAUAUUUUUUUUUGCUUGUUUGUGCGAGACCUAGCUGUGAGAACUUGGUACAUGGAUUUGUUGGGCACUUUUGCUGGUGCCGUCUUUCUUUUUAAUAGUAUAGAUAAUCUAGAUAAGUGCUUGCUUGCUGUCCGAUUGAGCUCAAAUUCAGAGAAUUUUUUAGAAUAAGGAAUAUCCUGGCCUUAAACAUUGUCAA